UUAUUUUGACUUGUUCCAGCAUUUUUGAGUGUAUUUCCUAGGUGUAAUCUUUUUAUAUUAAACUGGGCACUCAUUCAGAUACUAAUAUUUUUUUUUUCGCAAAAUUUGAUGGAAUAAUAAGUAACAAUGUUGAAAUUACUACUAAUAUCCUGCAUAUGUUAUAGUUCCGCUCAUUCUUCCGUUUUAAGAAGAGUUGGUAGUUUUGAUGUUAAACAUCCGGCAUUUACGAGUUUAUAUAAAGACUCAAGUGUUUCAGAUCAGUCCGAAAAUUAUAAUCUUAUAGUUUCGACGUUCGCCGGGCCGAGUUUGUUCGGUGGCGGAGAUAACGUACAGUUGGUUCGUAGGGUGGGAUCGUUUAUGAAAAAUGUGAAUGGAAUUGUUCCUGAGGUUUUGACCACGAGUGUGACAUGGCCGAACGAGAUCUCAGCAGUACCAGACGGUAUUUUCUCUGAGAAGAUGUUGGUCAUUCCUGAUGGAUUUUUGGUACCUUUAAAAACAAAUGGUGCCAUCAAACUGGUGGACAUUACGAACGGUGCAAACAGAGGUCCAUACACGUUGACCAGUAAGGAUUCAGCCGGGGAUUGGUUCUACCAUCGGGUUCAGUGGCACGAUAUGGACGGAGAUGGCGAUCAAGAUAUAGUAACAUGUCGAGCACGAGAACCAGCUGUUCCGCUUUUGUUUGGUAGAGAAGACGAAGAGCUAAUUUGGCUGGAAAAUCCUUCCGGUGAUUAUAGAUCAAAAUGGAACACGCACGUGCUCGCACAUGGGCCAGAUGUUUACUUCCGGUUUGCGAAAAUGAACACUGCCGACGGCCUGAAAGAAUGUAUUUUUACGGCCCAGUUUUUCACUUCCAGCAUAUCUGUUUACUGGACGACACAAUCCAAUGGUCUGUUCACGGACACUAAUCAGAUUCAGAGCCGGGUGAUAGACAACACUAUUGGUAAAGUGUUUGAAGUGGAUAUUGCAGAUCUCAACAAUGACGGUAAAAUGGACCUGCUUGUUACAACCAACGGCCACAAUGGAACAUUACUGGCGUACGAGAUACCAGACGAUUUUAGAACUGGUAAAUUUGUAAAACACACAAUAGACGUGGGAUUUAAACCAAGACAGUCCGGCAUCGGCAAAGGAGCCCCUGGAAGUGCAAUAGCAGUUCAACCAAACGUAAAUGUUGCAAAUAUUAAGCCAGUAAUUCUUCUGUCGGGAGAUGACGACGGACGGGCUUACAGUUACGAAGCUCAAUCCCAGGAUCCGACAGACUGGUCCUACACAAAGACAACUUUUUGUGACGCUGGAUCUGGAACCGUCGGAGAAUUGUCCGCCGCCGACGUCGAUAACGAUGGAUUUACUGACGUAUUUGUGCCGUCAUAUAGUAAAAAUGAAGUCAUCGCAUACACGUUCGCACCUGCAGAUGACAAUCAAUUAGGCGCCCUUGGUUAAUUUCUGUAUCGAACCAGUACCGAUAACUCUUGUUGCCUGUAGGUGAAAAACAGAAAAAAAGAAAGAAAUAGUGUGUGUAUAUAUUCUUUGUUUAUAUUUAUCUUACCAUAAAUGUUUUUGAUUAUCGCCCAUAUUGUUUUGUACUGUAUUUGUUUUAAUAAGUUUACUUUGUUGCUUUUUUAAACUUCUAUGUUUGAUCACUCAUAUCAUUAAAUUUAAACUUCAACCAC
This is a messenger RNA of Mercenaria mercenaria, 1667 nucleotides long. RefSeq lists its product as uncharacterized. The transcript has 6 exons. The coding region runs from base 127 to 1437 and encodes 436 amino acids. The record is from RefSeq and is a predicted model, not a curated record. Lineage: Eukaryota; Metazoa; Mollusca; Bivalvia; Venerida; Veneridae.